Messenger RNA from Aethina tumida (small hive beetle), 3461 nucleotides. RefSeq names its product cullin-2. Gene Ontology annotation, molecular function: ubiquitin protein ligase binding. The record is from RefSeq and is a predicted model, not a curated record. Gene Ontology annotation, cellular component: Cul2-RING ubiquitin ligase complex; SCF ubiquitin ligase complex. The transcript has 3 exons. Lineage: Eukaryota; Metazoa; Arthropoda; Insecta; Coleoptera; Nitidulidae. Gene Ontology annotation, biological process: protein ubiquitination; SCF-dependent proteasomal ubiquitin-dependent protein catabolic process. The coding region runs from base 754 to 3060 and encodes 768 amino acids.
UUUUUAUUCCUGCAAAUGCAGUUUGCGAAUGUUAAAAUUGGCUUCCCAUCAAACGGAACGAGCAUGAAUGACAUUGACAACAUGUAAAAAUAAUUUGAAACGUCAUUCCAAGAAAAUUACAAGUUGUAACGUAGAAAUUUAAAUUUGGAAAGGACGAAAAUGGUGUAGGUGGAAAAGAAACGUGCGAAAAAUUAUCAGUGGUUGUAAGAAAUACACAAGAAGAAACCUGUUAGUUUGCAUAGGUUCGAAUAUGUCAAAUUGUUUUUCGAGCGGAUGGAAAUUCGUUUCGCAGUCGACUCUAUUGAGAAAUCGUCCGUUGAAAAGUGUCCCACAGCUGAUUCGACCCCAAUUAGAAUUGACUCGCGACUGCUAACACUCAAGAUCGUACCUCUCGUCACGAACAUAACAACAAAGGAAACAAGAACCAGAAGCGAUUUGUUGGUCGGUGAGGAGAAGGACAGUAGUAAAAAGUGGUCGGAAAAGAAUGUCGUCGGUGUUGUCCGUUUGAGUGGACACAUCUAGAAGAAGUGGUGUAAAAGAAAACAAAGUCGAGGUUGGUUGAAGGAAAAGUGGAUUUUUGCUUGUCAUCACGUCGACGACGAGGACGGCCACGACGACGACGACGACGACGACGACGACGGCUACGACGGCGACGGCGACGGCGACGACGACGACGACAUCAUCAUCAUCAUCAUCAUCAUCAUCGUCUCUUUACUAGGUUAAGUCUGUGUUGGCGUCACACAGAACAAGAAGAUGUCACUGAAACCAAGAACGGUCGAUUUCAACGCCACUUGGGGCCAAAUCAAGGAAACGAUCCACGGAGUGAUAACUUUGAAAAAGGUCGAGCGUCCCGUUUGGAACGACCGCUUCUCCGACGUGUAUUCGUUGUGCGUGGCUCAUCCGGAGCCGCUCGCCGACAGACUCUACGCCGAAACCAAACAGUACCUCAUCGAUCAUGUGGCCAAGCUAUUGAAUCAGGUACAGGCCGACGGUGACGACAAGUUGGUCAAGAACUACUUCACCUAUUGGUUGCAAUACUCGAAGGGCAGCGGAUAUUUGCACAGUUUGUAUUUGUAUCUGAAUCAGCAGCACAUCCGGACGCAAAAACUUUCCGAUGCCGAAAUUAUUUACGGCAGUUCCGACACAAGUUCAGGUUGGUCUUUUCACUGUCGAGAGACGAGAUCGAAGCGACUAUUUGUUUUUGUUUUUGUUUUAUUCGCAGGCGAACAGAUGGAAAUUGGAGAAUUGGCUUUGGAAGUUUGGCAAUCCGGGAUGAUCGGUCCGCUUGGUCAGAAAUUGGUGAGCCUCCUGCUGAAGGCCAUAGAUGAAGACAGAGCCGGACAGUCUUUGAGCAUAUCGAUUGAAGCUGUUCGCGGCACCAUUCUGAGCUUCGUCGAGGUUCAGGGCUACAAAAAGAAGGGCGAGCUACAGCUGUAUCAGGAAUUGUUCGAGGCGCAUUUCCUGGACGCGAGCGGAGAGCAUUUCAAACGGGACGCCGCGAGAUUGUUGCAGGAACGCGACGUCAGUCUGUAUAUGGAGAGGGUGAAGGCGAAAAUCGACGAAGAACUGAUGAGAGCGAGAAAAUUUCUGCACAACAGUUCGUGGCAAAAGGUCUCGAGUCGGUGCCAGACUCACAUGGUCGCCGAACAUCUGCCGUUCCUGUACAGCGAAUGCAUGAACAUGGUCCAAAGCGAGCGGCGCAAGGAUUUGGGCAACAUGUACGAUUUGCUGCACAGCGUCCAAAACGCCAUGAUCGUUUUGGUCGAGACGAUGUUGGAACACAUCAAGACGCAGGGCUUGGCGGCGAUCGGGAACUUGCAGGGCGACAACGUGCACGUCACCUUCGUGGAGAAUCUGCUGGCCGUCUACAAAAAGUACAGGCAACUGAUCCAGGAGGUGUUCAAGGGCGACCAGAACUUCAUGGGCGCCCUGGACAAGGCGUGCAGCUCGGUCAUCAACCACAGACCGAACAUGGGCAAGACGGCGUGCAAGAGUCCCGAACUGCUCGCCAAGUAUUGCGACACGCUGCUCAAGAAGUCGAGCAAGGGCAUCAGCGAGAGCGAGGUCGACGAGCGCCUGGCCGAGAGCAUCACCAUAUUCAAGUACAUCGACGACAAGGACGUGUUCCAGAAGUUCUACUCGCGCAUGCUGGCCAAGCGACUGAUCCAUCAGCAGACGCAGAGCAUGGACGCCGAAGAGGCGAUGAUCAACCGACUGAAGCAGGCGUGCGGGUACGAGUUCACCAGCAAGCUGCACCGCAUGUUCACCGACAUGUCGGUCAGCGCCGAUCUGAAUAACAAGUUCGCGGCCCACCUGAAAGAGUCCUCCAUCGAUCUGGGCAUCAAUUUCACCAUCUACGUGCUGCAGGCGGGCGCUUGGCCCCUCGGUCAGGCCGUCGUCACUCCGUUCGCUCUGCCGCACCAGCUGGAGAGGAGCGUGCAAAUGUUCGAGUCGUUCUACCAUCAGGGCUUCAGCGGACGCAAGCUGACGUGGUUGCAUCACUUGUGCCAGGCGGAGCUGCGACUGGGCCACCUGCGCAAGUCCUACGUGGUCAACGUGCAGACCUUCCAGAUGGCCAUCCUGCUGCUGUUCGAGACCACCGACGCACUGUUGUGUCGCGACAUCCGCGAGACGCUCCAGCUCAACCAGGACCAGUUCAACAGACACGCGGUCAGUCUGGUCGAGAGCAAACUGCUGUUGGCGGACGCGGAAGAACUCACGCCCGAAGUCACGCUGCGACUGAACAUGGACUAUUCGAACAAGAGAACCAAAUUCAGGAUCACGGCCGCGGUGCAGAAGGAGACCACGCAGGAGGUCGAACAGACGAUGAACUCGGUCGAGGAAGACCGGAAAAUGUACCUGCAGGCGGCCAUCGUGCGCAUCAUGAAGUCGAGGAAAGUGCUGAAACACAACUUGCUCAUCCAGGAGGUGUAUGCCCAGUCGAAGGUGUCGUUCGCGCCCAGCGUGCAGCUGAUCAAGAAAUGCAUCGAGUCCUUGAUCGACAAACAGUACAUCGAAAGAACGCCGCACUCGAGCGAGGAAUACAGUUACGUGGCUUGAGCUGGUCGCCCCUUUCUCUUCCUCCUCCUCCUCCUCCUCCUCUUCUUCUCUCCCCCUUUCUUCCUGUCACUCUCUCCCCUUCUCGCCCCCAACUCUAUAUAUUUAUUGUCAGUCAGUCAGUCAGUCAGUCAGUCAGUCAUGCGAAUCGUGCUGCGGUCGUGCCUCGACCAUGUAACAUAUUGUAAAUAUUAAUUUUGUGUAAAUCUCGUAGUUUUCUUGUUGAGUUCGUAAUUGAACUACUUUAGAUUAUAUUAUUAUUAUUAUUAUUACUAUUACUAUUAUUAUCAUCAUUACGGUUAUUAUUAUGAAUUAUAUGCGUCAGAACCAUGUAAAUUAUUUGUAUCCAUUCAGAGAUUUGAAUGUUUUUUAAUAAAGAAAGAAAGAAAGAAAGAAUGAAAAAA